AUGGAAUUUGUAUGGAAACGAUGGUGGUAUCUUCAGCUGGGCUGCAUAUUGAUAGUGAAUUUGGUUUAUGCCAAUCUAGAGUAUCAAAAAGAAACUCCUCCAAGCCUGCGUGAGAUUGACCAUCAGUGCUGGGAGGUAUCGUCCCAUGGGCUGGUGGAAAUGAAGAAACUCAAGGUAGCAGAUACAGUCAUUGCUCUCUGGGACUUCAUGAUGUUCCUAAAAGAGUCCCCUAAGCCCAAGCACAAUGAACUCUUCAAUGAUUUAGCCCAGAACUUCUGGGAUAUGUAUGUAGACUGUGUCCUCUCAAGAUCCCAUGGAAUGGGCAGAAGACAAUUAACAUCUCCCAGAUAUUAUUCCUCAUACUCACACAGAACUUUAGAAGGGUCUGCUUUCACCAAUCCAUUUUAG
Cinclus cinclus is the source of this 408-nucleotide messenger RNA. It is a transcript of the gene FAM237B, whose product is annotated as family with sequence similarity 237 member B. NCBI's taxonomy places the organism in Eukaryota, Metazoa, Chordata, Aves, Passeriformes, Cinclidae. The transcript is spliced from 2 exons. The record is from RefSeq and is a predicted model, not a curated record. The coding region runs from base 1 to 408 and encodes 135 amino acids.